Messenger RNA from Closterium sp. Naga37s-1, 1452 nucleotides. The record is from the annotation of a GenBank genome assembly. NCBI's taxonomy places the organism in Eukaryota, Viridiplantae, Streptophyta, Zygnematophyceae, Desmidiales, Closteriaceae.
AUGACGAGCCGUCGCCGUGACAUGCGACAGCACCUGACUUUCCCGCCAUCAUGCCUCCUUAUCCUCUGCCCCGUGGCAUCCACGUGUCGUGCGUGUCUUCCGCCUAUGUUCUCGGCAGCAGCAAACGGCUCCCCUCCGAACCCUUAUUGGGAGAUCGACUUCGACUGGCUGAGUAACGAGAACCAAAUCGCCAUGACGCGAUUCGCCGUGGCGCAGCACAACGCCGCCAAGCACAGUCACUCCCUUCCCUUCAUUCUUCAACGCUUCCCCUUUUCUUCUCCCCGUCUCCCCUUCCCCCUUCUCCCCUUCUCUCCUUCUAUUUUCCCCUUCUCCCCUACUCCCCUUCUCUUCUUCUUCCCUUCUUCCCUUCUUCCCUUCUUCCCUUCUUCCCUUCUUCCCUUCUUCCCCUCCUUCUUCCCUUCUCUCCGUCUCCCCUUAUCCUCCCCGUCUCUCGCCUCUCUACGUCAGAACGACAGCCUACAGCCAGUCGGAGUUCUCUAUGUGGAGCGCGCAGACAUUGCCAGCACAGGCAAUGGCAGCGCAGGCAACUCAAGCGCGGGCGGGGAGGAGUACCUUGUGACACUGGCGGCUCUCAACCUGCUGCGCGGCCGCACUGCCGUAUUCGACGCCCUCCUCUCCCGCCGCCCUCUCCAGGCAGGGUGGGGGCAUGCGAGCACGCGGGAGGAGCAGGAGGCGGCGCUCAGGCACGUGGUGCCGGUGACCCCCCCUCCGUGUGGCCACCUGUUGACUUACGUUGACUCCUCAGAUGCUGACGUGCAGCGCGUGGCACGAGAGGCGGUGGCGAGGGUGAAUAAGAGACAGGGAAGCGCGCUCCUGCUGAUUUCGGUGGUGGAGGCACAGGUGUUGGUGCCGUCAUACAGAUACAGAGAGUACAAUUUCACACUACUGGCAGCAGAUGAGGGCACCGGCAUGGCGGCUCAUUAUGCCACGCACGCACUGGAUAACAGCAGCGGCGCCACGCCUGAUACUUCACAAGGGGGGAACGCGAGCGGGAGGAGUUCGGUGAAUGUGACGGCGUUUGCGGUGGUGGCGGGGACGCAGCGGAAUGCAACAGCGGGGGAGAUGGGCGCGGCGGCAGCAGGGGGGUGUGCCGGGAGGAACGGGAGCAGCAGCAGUGCUGGCAGCCUCUCCUCCUCCAAUGUGACUCUGCUGGAUGUGCUUGCAGCGAGGGCGAAUGUGGUGGAGGGGGCAGGGAUCGACAACAGCGUGACUGUAACAGCAGCAGCGGCGGAUGUACCGCCUGCAGCAACGGCACCUGCAGCACUGCUGACUGCGCCUGGAAUCAAAGCCAAGGCAGCAGGCGAGGGGGCAGUAGACGAGGGAGGGCCAAGGGAGCAAGUGGUGGUGGUGAAGGUGGUGGUGUGGCAGCCGGUGCCCUUCACAGGUCACCGCCUGGUUGACUUCUUUUCUCCUGGAUGCGGGAGGUGGUGA